CCCUGGACCCUGGCGGGUUUGAGGAGGCACGAGACCCGAGGCAGGCGGGCUCAAGCAGAGCGGACACAGCCCCCUGGACAAGCUUCCCCUGGAGAAGCCAAGGUCAUCCUCCCUGACCUCAGCCUCCUCCCCACACCCGGCUGAGGGGGAGACCCACUUCUGGGCCUCCUUCCGUUCGCAAAGCCACUUCCGGCCCACAAGUCCCCACCCCAGGACCCAGCGCCCUCACGAUGGUGAAGUUGCUGCCUGCCCAAGAGGCAGCCAAGAUCUACCACACCAACUACGUGCGUAACUCGAGGGCUGUGGGCGUGAUGUGGGGCACACUCACCAUCUGCUUCUCCGUGCUGGUCAUGGCGCUCUUCAUCCAACCCUACUGGAUCGGGGACAGCGUCAACACGCCCCAGGCAGGCUACUUUGGUCUUUUCUCCUACUGCGUGGGCAACGUGCUGUCUUCUGAGCUUAUCUGCAAGGGUGGCCCGCUGGACUUCUCCUCUAUCCCUUCUAGAGCCUUCAAGACGGCCAUGUUCUUUGUGGCCUUGGCCAUGUUCCUCAUCAUUGGCUCCAUCAUAUGCUUCAGCCUGUUCUUCGUCUGCAACACGGCCACUGUCUACAAGAUCUGUGCGUGGAUGCAGCUGGCUGCGGCCACAGGCCUGAUGAUCGGCUGCCUGGUCUACCCAGAUGGCUGGGACUCAAGUGAGGUCCGGCGCAUGUGUGGGGAGCAGACAGGCAAAUACACGCUGGGGCACUGCACCGUCCGCUGGGCCUUCAUGCUUGCCAUCCUCAGCAUUGGAGACGCUCUCAUCCUCUCCUUCUUGGCCUUCGUGCUGGGCUACCGUCAGGACAAGCUGCUCCCUGAUGACUAUAAGGCCGACGGAAAAGAGGAAGUCUGAAGCAGCUGGAACAUUGGUCAUCUAUUUCCCUAACAAUGGAAAAAUGAGCGAAUCAAAUUCUUCAGAAAAGUUGUUCCAUGCUUCCCUGUGUCUGCUAGUCUAGGCCUGAAGUCCUGAGCCUUUCAUUAUAGGAUUAGAAACUGACAACAGUUUCAAGAGAAGACCUCUUACUACAUUCGGAAAACUCCAGUGAGGCAGAAAUGCAGUGACCACAUCCAAGAUGUUCAGAGUAAUGGUUUAACUCUCCUGACUAGGAACCCACCUUCUCUUCCUAUCCCUUCACCCCAGCAAGUCGCGUUACCAUCCCGAGGCCUCUCUGUAAAAUGAGAGCAGAAUGAGUCUGUGUCUAGGGUGAGUCCCCGACAGUCUAAUUCACUGAGGAUACUUCUUUGAAAGCACCCAGAAAUUGCCAUCCAGCUCUUAGAGGGCAAUUAAAAAGAGGUGACUGUAACCAUGCUGGAUCGUUUCAGGUUGAGG
Molecule: messenger RNA, 1367 nt
Organism: Dama dama (fallow deer)
Lineage: Eukaryota; Metazoa; Chordata; Mammalia; Artiodactyla; Cervidae
Gene: LHFPL5
Product: LHFPL tetraspan subfamily member 5
Exons: 4
Coding region: 231-890 (219 amino acids)
Biological process (GO): detection of mechanical stimulus involved in sensory perception; sensory perception of sound
Cellular component (GO): plasma membrane
Source: RefSeq, a predicted model, not a curated record